Messenger RNA from Plodia interpunctella (Indianmeal moth), 5521 nucleotides. RefSeq lists its product as uncharacterized. Gene Ontology annotation, molecular function: protein heterodimerization activity. The record is from RefSeq and is a predicted model, not a curated record. The transcript has 24 exons. NCBI's taxonomy places the organism in Eukaryota, Metazoa, Arthropoda, Insecta, Lepidoptera, Pyralidae. Bases 15 to 4991 code for a protein of 1658 amino acids.
ACUCGCGCGCAGUCAUGCUGUGCCCGGCUCGGUGCUCAUGCUUCCUCUGCCGAGAGCUGCAGUCUUGCCGCGCCGCCGACGCGAGAAAACCCCCUAAACACAACAUGUGCGACAACUUCAUACUCAAAAAGGCUGAGGCAUGGGAACCCAUGAAGUUCAUCCGCGGCGCCGCCAGACUGUCCGUACGACACUGGCAGAAUAAGGAACCAGUGAUUAGUAAAACUAGGAUCAAUACGCAUAAAUCUACCAGCUGCGAGCAGCUCUAUCCGCAUCCGUCUGAGGAGGACAUAGGCCCGUUCGGGAUGCGCCGCGCUCCUAGCACGGACAGGGUCAAAUCCCCAUCGGAACACAAACCACUUUUCAGAAUCCUUGGCAAUUCGAAGUCCAAAAAAAUCAACAGUGACGCCUCUGAAUCUAAAGCGCGACGCAGCGUUUUGAAUUUCAAGAAAAGUGACGCGAACCCUAAGAAUAUCCAUGAAAAAUAUAUCCCGUUACCGAUAUCUUCUCCCGAGGAACAUAUCUAUAGCGAACCGAGACCCUGGAAUCCGCAAUACGACGAUUGUUGUAGACCUCCAGUGUACCAGAGUGUUGAGAAAACGAAAGAAGAAAAUAACAAAGGUUCUGUGACGGAGAAAAAGAUUUACAGUAACAGGCCACCUUGUUACGAGGAACUCGCUCAAAGGCUCUCUCAAGAAAAGAAUAAGAAAUCCAAUCAACCAAUUCCAGAAGAAGGACUCGCAAAUAAGAUUACUCAAAGUAACAACAAAGUUGUCAUAUACUUUGGCGAUUCCAUUAUUAGAAAACAUGAGCAGAAAAAAGAAGAGAUAAAACGGACUGAAGAGACAUCUCAAAAAGAAGAAGCGAUAUAUGCCAACCGUCUUUUGGAAGAGACUUCAAAUUUAGGUCUGGGCAAAGAAGUAGAUAAGGGUGGAGGAACUCAAAUGGUGUCUGAAGUGCAAGUGCCAGAAGCAAUCUAUGCUGAAGUGAAAUCUGAAGAUGCUAAAGAUGCCUCUCAGGCAGUUACAAUAAAUGAUGCCACUUACAAAAAGGAAGUCUUUGAAACUAUGAGUUCGGACGGAUUUUUGGUGGUAGAAUUUGAAGGGAAUUUCGAAAGAGCUAGACAGUUGGUUGAGUUGGUGCACGGAGGAGGUGCUGAUCAUCAUGAAGCUACUGUUUUGGAUGAGGACGAACAUUGCGACUGGAGUUUCAUCCAGGAUUGGAGGAAACGGCCAUCAAGCGGUUGCCGGCCAUCUGAGGACGCGUCGUGGUGCGGCGGAGUGUCAGGCGCACGGGCGCUGCGCGUGCGCGUGUCCAGCGCAGCUGCCGCGACGCCGGCGCCCGCGCACGCGCGCCGUCUGUCACCCCCGCCGCACGCCCACCGAGCUACCACGCCGCCAAGGCCUACCUCACCGAACAACAAACCACACCAUGAAGAACCGACCGUGUCUCCCGAACCGGCCACCGGGGCCCAGCUGAAGACAGUGAGCGCGGUCUCCCAGCUGAUGGUGUCCAGUGCUCCCGUCAAGAGCGUCCCUCAGAGCAGCUACGCUUUGGAACGACGAGCGAAACAGGACCACAACCACCGCUCGUUGGAGACAGUGCCAGCAGUCCAGAAUGGCGUCCGCGAAUGCAACAGCAGUUCGGACGAGAAUCGUUCGUCCGGCCACGCGUCCAUGUCGGACAGCGGCGGGGGAGGGGAGGCGGGCCGCGGGGAGCCACGGAGGAGCAGGCAACCACCACAGAGGACCAAACAUCGACCACAUAAUAAGCUCCAAUCGCCGUGGCCUGGCGGCGGUGGCCUCGAAGACAUCAGGUCGGCUAUCAAGCAGCUGACGCUGCGGUCUCGAGACAGCAGCAGCACGGCCACCAGCGGCGCCUCUAGCGCUGGCGGCAGCAACAACGGAGUCCAAGAGACGGGUAGCGCGGCAGAAGCGCGGCGGCGACGCGCGCCCCUGGUGCGGCAGCCGUCGCUGGACACCGUGUGCACCAACGUUACCAGCGCAGACGAGUUUGUCUGGGUCGACUCGCAUAAUAGACUAGUGGAGUUACGCUGCGUGCCCUGGACAGCUAGUGAAGUGACCCGCGCACUGCAAGCCGGGAGAUGCAAGGAGAUAGCCCACAGAAUGGCGCCUGACGCUCCACCGAGAUUGGCAUAUCUAUUGCAGAGGGCUUUGGUGCGGAUAGCCAGGGAAGCCCAGAGACUGUCACAGAACUUCGGGUUCUGCUCCAAGCACGAGGUGGCCGGGGCGUUCCGGAUCGUGCUGAGCAGUCCGCUGGCUGAUUCCUGUAUCAAGGGUUGUCAACGAGCGGCCACCAUGUACGCGACCUCAGGCAGCGCCGGCCGCCGGCUGGGCUCCGCCGCGCGCGCCCGCACCAGCUUAGCGCCGGGCCGCUUCCAGCGCUGGAUGCUGGACGUGCGCGUCGCCUGCUUCGUUCACGAGUACGCCGCAAUAUACCUUUGCGCGGGCAUGGAGAACCUUCUAGAAGAGAUCGCGUUACUGGCGGGCGGGGGCGGCGCGGGGGGACCCAUCACCCCCGCGGUCAUCGACCACGCUGUGUCCAACUGCGCGGACCUGUGGGGGCUGCUGCAACCCUACAGCCAUCUCAACGCUGGGAGACUCGCAUCAGGAGCACUGUCGCUAUCCCGGUGGGAGUCCGUGAGUUCCCUGGGCUCCGGGUCCUCGUCAGGCGUCUCCCGGCCCGAGCACCGCCAGUUGGGGCUCAGCCACGACUCCGGAAUUACUACCAAUGGAUCUGGAGGUUCAGGUACCUCAGGCGGGUCAAGCGCGAGUUGUGCAGCAUCAGGCGGCUCCGGCGCGUCUGGUACAUCAGGAGCGUCAGUAUUGCUCACGACCUGCGCCGGCUCGGCUGCGGAGUUACGAGCCGUAUUGAGAAGAGUACAGCCGCGAGCGCCGCCGCUGGCGCCAUCUGCUGAGCGCGCAUUGUACUAUUUCAUGAGGUGUUCACAGCUGGAGCACGGCAGCCCGGGCGCGGACGGCAGCUGCGGCGACGCGGGGCUGUGGGACGCGCGCGGCGCGGGCGCGCUGCCGCCGCUCAGCGAGUGGCUGCGCGCGGCGCGAGCGCACGCGGCGCUGCGCCCGCCGCCCGCCGCCUGCGACGCCGACGACGUGCUGCAGGCCGCCCGCCUGCUGCUGCCGCACGCCGACUGUCCGCCGAGGUCGCUCACUGUAGAGGAAACCAUCGAACCGAUCUGGUCGCGCUGCUCCCGCUCCACAGACGACUUGAGCCUCGCAGCGCUGUGCCUGGCGCAGCGCGCGCUGCUGAGCGGGCGGCCGGAGCUGGCGGGCGGCGCGCGCGCGCUGCUGCCGGCCGCGGGCGUCGACGCCGGGGACGCGGCCGGCCUCACCGCGCUCAUGAAGGCUGCCUUGGCCGGGGACGACCAGAUUGUGGCAAUGCUACUGGAAGCCGGUGCCGAUCCAAACAUAGAGACUGGCGGAGUCUGCGCGGCUCACUGCGCCGUGCCGCUGUCGCCGCGCGCGCCCAACUCCCCGCAGGCCACGCCGGCCUACACGCCACCUACAGCUGGUUGGACUGCGUUAGUGUACGCGUGCGCGGGGGCCGCGGCGGGCGCUGGGGGCGCUGGGGGCGCGGGGGGCGGCGGCGGGGGCGCUGUGGAGUGCGCCAGGAAGCUGUUGGCGGCCGGGGCCCGGGUGGACGGCGCGCCGGCUAGAGGGGACGAUGUUUGCACGCUUACACCACUACAGAUGGCAUGCGGAGUUGGUAAUCUGGAGUUAGUUCAGCUGCUGUUGUCCCAUGGCGCCGAUCCCUUCCUGUCGACACAGCUCAAUGAUGCUUUGUGCUAUUCGCCCGCAGCCCAAUACGGAUGUUAUAGCGCGGUGGCGGUCUGCUGCACGCACGGACGACGCAGCUGCCUGCGCGCGGCGGUGCGGGGCGGAGGCGCGCGGGGCGGGGGCGCGGGCGCCGUGCUGUCGCUGGAGGAGGCGCUGGCGGAGGGCGCGCCGUCGCGGCCGCGCGCGCACGCCUUCACCAAGCUGCAGCAGCGCGCGCUCGCCGUCGCCAUGUACUACAGCGCGGAGACUGACCACCUCGAUAUAACUUUGGAGCUGCGCGCACUGGGAGUCCCGUGGUCGCUGCACGCGUGGACUCUGUCGCUAGCGGCCGCCGCAGAAGCCUCGCUCGAUCAUGUCAUUGAUCAGCUAUUACAAGAUUUCUUGCAAGUUUGUCCGUCGGAUGACAGCCAUUAUAGUAAACAAUUCAUUUACGAGUGUCUUCCUCUGCUGUUCAAUAUCCUACGUUACAGCAAGAAGGAAGGCACAGUGCUGCUCCUGGCGGACAUCCUGUGCGCGUGCUACGGCUGGGAGCCCGUGCCCGCCGUGCGCCACGUGUCCGCGCCUGCGUCCGCGGCGCGUCGCGUCGACCCCGGCUACGUCAACAACCCGGAGCUGGCUGAUGUCACCUUCAGAGUGGAGGGAAGACUGUUCUACGGCCACAAGAUAGUUCUCGUAUCGGAAUCGCCCAGACUGCGAGCGAUGCUAGCGCCACCGCGGCCUGCGGGGGAAUCUCUGCCGCAUACAAACACAACGCCACCUUUAGUACAAAUUAAUGAUAUUCGAUAUCACAUAUUUGAGCAAGUAAUGAAGUACCUGUACUCUGGCGGAUGUAACAACCUGGAUAUACCUGAGACGGACGUGCUGGAAGUGCUGGCCGCCGCAUCUUUCUUCCAACUAUUGCCGCUGCAAAGACAUUGCGAAUCGAGAGCUGCGAAAACUGUCGACCUGCAUAAUUUAGUGUCUGUUUAUAUUCACGCAAAGGUCUAUGGUGCUACUCAACUUUUAGAAUACUGCCAAGGUUUCCUACUACAAAAUAUGGUUGCUCUGCUCACCUAUGACGACUCUGUGAAGCGCUUGUUAUUUGGAAAACGACUGCCGGGACACAACGUGCUGGGUGCUCUGCUAACUACGUUGCAGAAGCGAAUUGAGGCUAGAAAGAGUCAAUCAAAGCCUAGGUAGCAGCAAAAUCUAUUAUGAACUUUUUAUUUUAGUUUAUUUAAAAUGUAAAAAAAUAUGGAACAUUGUGUAGAUACGCAAUGAAUUAGAAAGUCGGCCAUUUGUUAAGGCGAAGUUUGUAAUUUAAGAAUCAAUUAUAAAAUAUUUAGAUACUAAAGUAUUGUUGACAUAAUAAAAUUACAAUUUUAAUCAUAGUUGAUCCGCAUUUUGAUCAGGUGCUCGAAAUAUUGUUACUUUGAAAGAUAUUUAUAUUGUUUAAAAAUAAAUUCACUUUAUACAUGACUGUUACUAUCACAUCACAAACGAUUAAUAUAGGUACCUAGAUUGUUUAUUAGACCUAUUAUUUGUAUCUAGUAUAAGUCGUUUUCAAAAAUAAAAGAAAAGUGUUUUCUAUACAUAUAUCAUUUUAUAUGUUUUUUAUAGUCUUAAAAAUUUUCAAUAUUUUAUUACUGAUUAAUGACUACUUUCCUAUAUCAAAAAAAAAUGAAUUUAUAUACCUGAUAAAUCUGUAAUUAUUGUUGAAAUAAAGCUUU